Messenger RNA from Carica papaya (papaya), 3089 nucleotides. RefSeq lists its product as uncharacterized. Gene Ontology annotation, biological process: translational initiation. The record is from RefSeq and is a predicted model, not a curated record. Gene Ontology annotation, molecular function: translation initiation factor activity; GTP binding; GTPase activity. NCBI's taxonomy places the organism in Eukaryota, Viridiplantae, Streptophyta, Magnoliopsida, Brassicales, Caricaceae. Gene Ontology annotation, cellular component: cytoplasm; mitochondrion.
AUGCAAGAGGCACUUGCUAGGAGGAAGGAAGCUGAGGAGAGACAGAAAAGGGAAGAAGAGGAGAGGCAGAGAAGGGAAGAAGAGGAACGGCGGAGGCUUGAAGAGCUUGAGAGACAAGCAGAAGAGGCUAAACGUAGGAAAAAAGAAAGGGAAAAGGAGAAGCUCUUGAAGAAGAAGCAGGAAGGCAAGCUUCUAACGGGGAAGCAGAAGGAAGAAGCUCGUCGGUUGGAGGCAAUGAGGAACCAAAUACUGGCUAAUGCAGGAGGUUUGCCUAUCACAGACAAAGAAGGUGCACCAACAAAACGUCCCAAGUAUCAGACAAAGAAGUCUAAACCAAGUCAUCAUACAAAUGGUGCUGCCCAUGUCAAAGUCGAGGAAAAUAUGGAAGCUAGAGAAAAAGAGCAAGAAAAGCCAGAGACUGUGGCAGAGGAUUCCAUGGAAACAGACGCAGUUGAAGAAGUGGAAUCUGUGAAUACUGAAGAAAAAUCAGAAGUUGCUAGUACAGCCCAGGAGAACGGGAUGGAGGAAGAGGAUGAAGAGGAUGAAUGGGAUGCAAAAAGCUGGGAUGAUGUCAAUCUUAACAUUAAAGGUGCAUUUGAUGAUGAAGAAGUUGAUUCCGCGCCUCAGCCAGUGGCGAAGAAGGAUGCAAAAACUUUUGUAUCAACCUCACAUAAUACAGCGGCUAAGGAUGCUGUGAAGAAAGCGAUUCCUUUGCAACCAGUUAAUACUCAUGAUGUUGAGAGUAAGAAUAGGCAGGCUGAGGUUACUACUGUGAAUAAAAAUAGGAAAACAGAUGCCUCAGCUAAAGGAAAAGCUCCAGUUCUGGAUGAUGCUCCUAAAAAGGCUGAAGAAAACCUCCGAUCACCAAUCUGCUGCAUUAUGGGGCAUGUUGAUACUGGUAAAACUAAGCUGCUGGAUUGUAUCAGAGGAACAAAUGUGCAGGAAGGUGAGGCUGGGGGUAUUACUCAACAGAUUGGUGCAACCUAUUUCCCUGCAGAGAACAUCCGUGACAGAACUAAGGAAUUGAAAGCUGAUGCAACAUUGAAGGUUCCAGGUCUGUUGGUUAUUGAUACCCCAGGCCAUGAAUCAUUUACUAAUCUACGAUCCCGGGGCUCUGGUCUUUGUGAUAUUGCAAUUUUGGUUGUUGAUAUCAUGCAUGGCUUAGAGCCACAGACUAUAGAAUCACUCAAUCUCUUGAAAAUGAGGAAUACAGAUUUCAUUGUUGCAUUGAACAAGGUGGAUAGACUCUAUGGGUGGAAGACCUGCCGUAAUUCACCAAUUGUGAAAGCUAUAAGACAGCAAUCUAAAGAUGUGCUCAAUGAAUUUAAUAUGAGAGUUACAGGGAUUAUAACUCAGUUCAAGGAACAAGGGUUGAAUACUGAAUUAUACUACAAAAAUAAAGAGAUGGGGGAAACUUUCAGUAUUGUCCCCACAAGUGCUAUUAGUGGAGAGGGCAUCCCUGAUUUGUUGUUGCUCCUGGUGCAAUGGACUCAGAGAACAAUGGCUGAGAAACUUACAUUCAGCGAUGAAGUGCAGUGUACGGUACUGGAGGUAAAGGUAAUUGAAGGCCAUGGGACAACAAUUGAUGUUGUGUUAGUUAAUGGUGUCCUCCAUGAAGGAGAUCAAAUUGUUGUUUGUGGGUUACAAGGUCCUAUUGUUACGACAAUUAGAGCUUUAUUGACACCUCAUCCAAUGAAAGAACUUCGAGUAAAGGGAACGUAUCUGCAUCAUAAACAAAUCAAGGCUGCACAGGGUAUCAAGAUCACUGCACAGGGCCUCGAGCAUGCUAUUGCUGGCACUGGUCUAUAUGUUGUGGGGCCUGAUGAUGAGUUAGAAGAUGUCAAGGAAGCAGCGAUGGAAGAUAUGAAGUCAGUUAUGAGUAGGAUUGACAAAACCGGUGAAGGAGUUUGUGUACAAGCAUCUACCCUAGGGUCAUUGGAAGCAUUGCUGGAGUUUUUGAAGUCUCCUGAGGUGAAGAUUCCUGUUAGUGGCAUAAGCAUUGGUCCUGUCCAUAAAAAGGAUGUCAUGAAGGCCAGUGUUAUGCUUGAGAGGAAAAAGGAGUACGCCACCAUCUUGGCAUUUGAUGUGAAAGUGACCCCAGAGGCCCGAGAACUUGCAGAUGAAUUGGGAGUGAAGAUUUUUAUGGCUGAUAUCAUUUAUCACUUAUUUGAUCAAUUUAAGGCCUAUAUUGACAAUAUCAAAGAGGAGAAGAAGAAGGAAACUGCUGAUGAAGCAGUUUUUCCGUGUGUGCUUAAGAUCAUACCCGCCUGUAUCUUCAAUAAGAAGGACCCGAUCGUCUUGGGAGUUGAUGUUCUUGAAGGCAUAGCUAAGAUUGGUACUCCAAUUUGUAUUCCUCAAAGGGAGUUCAUUGAUAUUGGACGCAUAGCAUCUAUAGAAAGUAACCACAAACCUGUUGACACUGCUAAGAAAGGCCAGAAAGUAGCUAUCAAGAUUGUUGGCUCGAAUCCGGAGGAGCAACAAAAAAUGUUUGGAAGGCAUUUCGAGGUCGAAGAUGAACUUGUUAGCCACAUUUCAAGGAGGUCAAUUGAUAUACUAAAGUCUAACUAUCGGGAUGAGCUAUCUCUUGAGGAGUGGAAGCUGGUUGUGAAAUUAAAGAACCUUUUCAAGAUACAAUAAACAGUGUAAAACUGAGGUGUUGAAUUGAGUUUCUUGAAAGUCCGGUACUCUGAAGGGCUUCAUGCACAUGGGCAUUCAAGUGUAAAGAUACAGAGAUUUUGCACUGGACCCAGCUUAAGAAAUGGGAAAGUUGCGCAUUGCACAAAGAAGCCCUUAGUAAAGUCUAUUAAUCAUGACACAUCAUUGCAGAAGUUUUUGAAAUCAUCCUGUCAGUCUAUUUCUUUGGUGGUACAGGAGCUCUAUGUAUGUUUGCAGUUUGAUCUAGUCGAGCAAAAGGCAAAGCUGAGAGUAAUUGUCUAGCACCUUUGUCAGUUAACCUUGUCUGGCAUUUCAAGUUUUUGCUAGCAAUCUCCUCUCUGCUAUUUUGAGGUGAGGAAUAAAUGUUUUUAUUGGUUAUUCUGGAUCGGAAUACUUUAUUUAAUUGAUGUGGUAUAAGAUGUUUGUUGUCGUCA